AUGGCUCGUACAAAGCAGACCACUAGAAAGGAAAAUCAAAUUCCUAAUCUCGUCGACGCAGUUAAUGCAGCGAAGGUGGCUUAUUCUAGAGAAAUGAAUAAAUUCAAUCAGCCGGAGAAAUCAAAUCAGCCGCCGAAAGAAAUGGCUCCAAUCAGAUGUAGCAAGAAUAAAAAAGAUAAGCUUGCCAUGGUUACUCCUCCAUCCAGACCUCCCCGCCACGGAAAAUACUUAAAUGCCAGUCUAUUGCGAGGAAAAACACCGAGUGAGGUAGCCUUAUUUAUCCGCGAGCCGAGAGACCCAUGUGGUGAAUCGUCUGAAUCAAGCACUGUAUCCCCUUCUGUUAUAUCUGCAACUGGAAGCGAUGAAGAAGAAGUCGCGGAACAUGAAGAAAUUCCUUUAGGUAGUGAAUAUGCUGCUUAUGAUGAUGAUGAUGAUGGUGAUGAUGGAAAGGGUGGUUAUGGUGAUAAUGGUGGUAAUCAUGGUAAUAAGGAGGCAGAGAUUGAGGAAGAGCAGGAUGAAGAGGGGGAUGAGGAUAAUGUAAAUGGUAAUGAAAGAAAUGAUGGUGGUAGUGGUGAUGAGGAGGAGGAGGAGAUUCAGGAGGUUGAGGAGGAUGCGGCGCAGCCACAGCCGAAGAAGAAAAUCCCAAUCGCACCCAGCGCCAGACACAUUCCACCCAAGCAUUUGCAGCUUACUCGUCUUAGCAAUGGGAAAUCCAGAGGUGAACCUAAAGACGACGGCAAAGUUCUAUUUGGAUAUGAUAGCUCAUGGGCACGUACCAUCAACGAGACAAUUGUAACAUUCUUAACUUUGCUUUUCAUAUGA
Papaver somniferum (opium poppy) is the source of this 822-nucleotide messenger RNA. Its product is annotated as nucleolin-like. The record is from RefSeq and is a predicted model, not a curated record. The transcript is spliced from 3 exons. NCBI's taxonomy places the organism in Eukaryota, Viridiplantae, Streptophyta, Magnoliopsida, Ranunculales, Papaveraceae. The coding region runs from base 1 to 822 and encodes 273 amino acids.